This is a messenger RNA of Hyposmocoma kahamanoa, 1570 nucleotides long. RefSeq names its product putative serine protease K12H4.7. Gene Ontology annotation, molecular function: serine-type exopeptidase activity; dipeptidyl-peptidase activity. The transcript has a single exon. Gene Ontology annotation, biological process: proteolysis. Bases 1 to 1437 code for a protein of 478 amino acids. Lineage: Eukaryota; Metazoa; Arthropoda; Insecta; Lepidoptera; Cosmopterigidae. The record is from RefSeq and is a predicted model, not a curated record.
AUGUUUAACAUCAUCAGAUUUUCAAAGAUAUUCACAGUGAUAUUCCUAAACCUUCACACCAUAAACCGCUUUGGACACCAUGAACUGACCAAUGAGAAACUUUUCAUUCGUCAGUUGGAUGCUGGUAAGAAUGAAAUCAAAAAUAUUCAACAACCGGUGGAUCAUUUCGAUGCGAAAGAAACAAGAACUUGGAACAUGACGUAUAUUCAAAAUCUAGAAUUUUGGAAGCCAAAUGGACCGAUCUACAUAAGCAUCGGUGGCGCAAGUUCAUAUAAAACUCAAUUAAAUAUUUUCAAAAAAGGAUUCUUUCUCUACGAUCUUGCCAAAGAAACCAAUGGGGCAUUGUUCGGCACAGAACACAGGUACUACGGGAAAAAUACCCCAUUGAGCAACACAAACACAGAGAACCUAAAAUAUCUAAACUCACGACAAGCUCUUGCUGAUGUAGCAAAGUUAAUCAAACACGUCAAGUCAAAAUUGAAAGCUGAAAAUUCUAAAGUUGUGGUGGCUGGCGGGAGUACGUUAGGCAACGCAGGGAACCUGGCUGCCUGGAUGAGGCUGUUUUAUACGGACAUAGUAGACGCUGCUGUGUCAGCUAGUGGACCUGUUCUGGCCAAAGCAGACUUUAAAGAUUUCUUUGAAAUUGUUGGUGAAAAUUAUUUGAAAUAUGGCACUUCGGGGUGUUACGACAAAAUAACCAAAAUGUUUAUAAGAUUCCAAACCUUACUUAGUACCCCUGAAGGUACAAAACAGCUUAAAAAAGAAGAAGAGAUUUGUGAUUUUGUUAAUAUGUCCAUGAAAGAAAAUCAACAAGUAUUUUUUGAAUUCUAUUUGGAUAAGUACAUACUUUCGGCUUAUGUUGCUCCGGACGUCACUUACUUUGAAGAUGAAUGCGAGAAAAAUUUCAACGACACUAACUUAGAAUCUGACUUAUUUCUCUCAAAACCUGAUUAUGUAGUACGUGAUGAACAAGGUUGGUGCUAUAAUUUCGAUUUCUUUCAACUAUUCAACAGAAAAUUCAAAGAUUGUUGGUUGUACCAACAGUGCACGGAAUUUGGGGCUUUCCCGAGCACAGAAGCGGGUAAGCAUCCAUUUACCAACAGUCUACCAGUGGAAUACUACUACAAGGCAUGUAAACUACAAUUUGGACCUGAAUUUGGUAAAAACAGAGUGGAAGAUGGAAUUAAGGCUACAAACGAAAUGUACGGAGGUCUUCACCCUAAUGUAACAAAAGUGGUCUUUGUCAAUGGUGAGUUCGACCCUUGGCGAAGGCUGGGUGUCACAGAGAAUCUAUCAGAUGAUGCUCCAGCGUUUGUCAUUGCAAAAUCUGGCCGUGCUGAACUGCUGAUACAUCCGUAUAUGGAUGUAGACUCUGAUGAGCUAAAAGAUGCUAGGAAGAAAGUGAAGUCUUUGGUAAAAAAGUGGAUUGGUUUGUAAAAUACAAUACAGGACAGCGCAAAUAUUUUCGGGUAGUAUUAAAAACCGCUUGCAGCGCGCUGCAGCAUGUCUUAUUUUUAUUUUUUACUGUUUUGCAUAUAUAAACGUGCAAAUAUUUUCGGGUAGUAAUAAA